ACAAAACUGAAAUUGUGAAUCACAAGUUACUCUGAUCGGCUUUACAAUUGCUUGUCUUUAGUUGUUUAGAAUAUUAUUUUGAGGGCGGGAUGUCAGGCGAAUCCUCGAGGGACCCUGUCCUUCUGUUUGCUCAUCCGUCCAUGAAGCAUUUGGCGCGUCAGAUUGUCAGCCGGUGUGCGGAUGUCAGCAAGUCAAAUUCUGAACUCAAACCUCAUGGAGAAGGGUUGCUGGCGGGAGGAUCAAAACAGAGGCCUGUGGAAUUCCAUGAGACAAUCAGCUGGAGUAAAUUUCCCGAUGGCUUUCCUAAUGUCUUCAUCAAUGAUGUGUGCAGCAUGGCUGGCAAGGAUGUAAUAUUCCUCAGCAGUUUCCACUCACCAGAUAUCAUCUUUGAACAGUUAUCCGUGCUCUAUAUGCUUCCCAGAUAUUUGGCCAGAUCAUUUCACAUCCUUCUGCCGUAUUUUGCUACGGGGACGAUGGAGAGGGUAGAAAUGGAAGGGCGUGCUACAGCAAAGACUUUAACAACGCUGUUGUCAGCGAUUCCAUUGACCUGCGAGGGCCCAGCUCAGAUAACAAUAUUUGAUAUCCACGCUCUUCAGGAGAGGUUUUACUUUGCUGACACCAUCAUUCCUAGAUUAAUGUCAGCCAUUCCACUACUCCAGAAGGAGUUACAGUCUCAUUCUGACAGACAGAAUAUGGCCUUCGCCUCGGACGAUGGAGCGAUGAAACGAUUCCACAACUUCUUUAUGACAGCUCCGACAAUUGUGUGCACGAAGAUCAGGAAUGGAGAUUCUCAUGUCAAAGUCAAAGAUGGUGAUCCAACAGGGAAACAUGUUGUUGUUGUUGAUGAUCUGGUCAUGACAGGAGGGACACUCAUUGAAUGUGUAAAAGCUUUGAUGGAGAAGGGAGCUGCAUGCGUGAGUUGCUAUGUCACUCAUGGAGUCUUCCCUAACAACUCCUGGCAGCGGUUCAUCGAUUCGGGGCUGCCCAUAAAAUCGUUCUGGAUCACAGACUCUCUGCCGCACGCUCUGGAGAUCAGUCAACAUCCGCCAUUUCAGCUCAUUUCACUGUGUGAUGCCAUUGCAGAUGAGCUCAUAGGCUAUGAUCUACUGAGGUGAAUAGACAGGUUACCAACUUAAGUUGUCUCCCUUGAUAGGUCAUGUUUGGUUUAUUUAUUUAUUUUUUGCAUUGUUGUUUUACAACAUAUUUCACUUAUCCGACGGCAGCCGGCAUUAUGGUGGGAGGACCAUCCGCAGGUUGCUGGCAGACCUUCCCCGUUUGGCUGGUCAAGCUCUGGGAUGUGAUCCAAAAAUAGUGGGUAUACUGCAUAGGUGGAAUUUGCUUCACAAAAAGUAUGAUUUUAUCAGUCAGUACCGAAUCCCUUCAGAAUACAUGUGUGCUUAAAUAAAGUCCUUGCAAAUGUGCAAACAGGUUGAGGAAUUACAGGAGUUUUAUUGGUAGUUAUUUGUAGCAAUAUCAUGAAUAUAGGGCCCUUUUGCCUAUACUGUCUGUGAGUCUUGCAAGAUCCUUCUGCAUAUCAAAUGCAAAAAUGAAAAUUCUCCAAAAAGAUAGGAAACUGUGAAAUGGUAAAUGGUUCGGGGAAAGAUUGCUAUAAACAUAUGUUGCUAAAAGGUUACUGAAUAAUAUAUUGAUUGUCGAUCGGUUAUUGAUCAUAUAAAGGUUUUCUACCAUUUCUACUUAGUCCUGACUAUUGAAAU
This is a messenger RNA of Liolophura sinensis, 1715 nucleotides long. RefSeq lists its product as uncharacterized. The record is from RefSeq and is a predicted model, not a curated record. Gene Ontology annotation, cellular component: ribose phosphate diphosphokinase complex; cytoplasm. Gene Ontology annotation, biological process: purine nucleotide biosynthetic process; 5-phosphoribose 1-diphosphate biosynthetic process. NCBI's taxonomy places the organism in Eukaryota, Metazoa, Mollusca, Polyplacophora, Chitonida, Chitonidae. Gene Ontology annotation, molecular function: magnesium ion binding.